Molecule: messenger RNA, 2800 nt
Organism: Carassius auratus (goldfish)
Lineage: Eukaryota; Metazoa; Chordata; Actinopteri; Cypriniformes; Cyprinidae
Product: inositol-trisphosphate 3-kinase B-like
Exons: 8
Coding region: 441-2402 (653 amino acids)
Biological process (GO): phosphatidylinositol phosphate biosynthetic process; inositol phosphate biosynthetic process
Cellular component (GO): nucleus; cytoplasm
Molecular function (GO): inositol hexakisphosphate kinase activity
Source: RefSeq, a predicted model, not a curated record
GAUUUCAGACUCACUGUCAUUUUAACUUCCUUCCUGCCUUUUGUACAUUAAACAAACAUACGGCUCUGACGCGGGGUGUCGAACAGCUCGUGAUACACAGAAACACAGUUACAUUGCUUUAAAUCGGCGAAAGAACUCUUGGAAUGUAACAGCAGCGGAGCAGCUCAAGUUAUUCUGCUCCGGGUCUCUCCUUCACGAAUCCGCGCCUCAGAGACAAUUUAAACAACAGCGUCUGCAACAAGGAGACUUGUUGCACUCUGCUAAAGUAUAAACCAGUAGUGGAUAUAAUUUGUGAAUGAGGAAAGGAGUCUGGGAUUGUAGUUUAUUCUACGUGUCAGCUUUCCUUGGUUACUAUUAACAAUGGUUGGCUCAAAAGGCCAAUGGACUUUGGAUGAGUAGACCUAAAUGGGAGCAAAAACGGACAGAGUCAGUCUGCCACUAUGGCAGCUUGUGCUCUGAACAGCCUGAUAAUGAUGAACCCCAACAACCUGACCAAUAAGGGCAGCCCUCGGACAGCAAGGCCUGUGCUCCCAGUGCCCAGUCAUUCUACAUUUAGCCCGGUGCUGGGGGGCAAUGGAGGUCCCUUUAGCCCUGGCAACCUGAGCCCUGGGUCAACAGGAAAAUGCUUUGGUUUCCCAACAGGUAGCGGUUCCAGUUGCCAAAGGACACAUUCACCAUGUCGACGGCCAGAAUUGCUGGGCGUGCAUGUGGGAAGUCGUGUACGAAGACUGAGUGGGUCCGGCCUGGAGGACGAGCAGGAGAAUGAAGAACGGCGUGCCGCUCAUCAACUUGAGCGUCACAUAGAACUGCAGGACGUGGAGGUGAACAAGAAGGUGGACCUGUUUGAGGCCCAAAUAUCGGCUCAUAGAAGCCCACAGAUUUCUAGGAAAACUCCCCUGAAUUCUGUCCCUGUCCAACGUGCCAAUCUCUCCUUAAACCCAGAGGAAACACUUGUGACGCAGUACAAGGAUCACUCAACAGGGAUCCCCAAAGAAGUGCAAAAUGGAAAGCGCUUCUCCGGCAUGGAGGAGGGGCUGCAGGUCAGCGGUGAAGAGAAGGACAGGGCUGACCCAAAUACAGAAGAGGGUGGCUCACUUGAGAGCACAUCAGCAGGAACUAAGAGCAUAGCUGACAGACCUACUUCCAAUCACUCAAGGACUUCAUCAGAGGCCAAUAAGUGCUCAGCAUUUUGGACUGAGACAUGUUUGACAAAGGUGGUAGUUGAGCCAAAAGAAACCCAGGCAGAGCCUGACAGGGUCAGUCCUGAGGUGGGCUGCAUCCCUGCUGUCAUUAUUACGGACCACGGCAUGGAGGUCAGCGGGGAGGGCAAGGAGCCCCAGGUUAGUCCUCAACCUUACAGAGCCUUGAGGAAGCUCUCCUCUUCUUCAGCCUCGUCAACGGGAUUCUCCUCUUCCUGGGAGGAAUCAGAGGAUGACAUUUCCAGCGACACAGAGCGGUCCCCAGCCUUCCUGCAGACACAACAGAAAGCGCAUAAAUCAUGGAAGAAGAUCAAGAAUAUGGUGCAUUGGUCACCAUUUGUGAUGUCCUUCAAGAAGAAGUACCCUUGGAUCCAGCUGGCAGGCCAUGCAGGCAAUUUCAAGGCAGGGGCCAAUGGUCGCAUCCUGAAGAAACACUGUGAGUGUGAGCAGCAAUGUCUCGAUAGGCUUAUGAAAGAUGUGCUAAAGCCCUACGUUCCUGCUUACCACGGAGAUGUAGAAAAGGAUGGAGAGCGUUACAAUCAGAUGGAGGACUUACUGGCAGACUUUGACCUACCCUGUGUCAUGGACUGCAAGAUGGGCGUCAGGACAUAUUUGGAAGAAGAACUGACGAAAGCCAGGAAGAAGCCCAGCUUGAGAGCUGACAUGUACCAAAAGAUGAUCGAGGUGGACCCCGAUGCACCCACGGCACUGGAGCAUGACCAGAAAGCAGUCACUAAGCCACGCUACAUGCAGUGGAGGGAAACCAUCAGCUCCACCGCCACGCUAGGCUUCCGGAUCGAGGGCAUCAAGAAUGAGGAUGGAACAGUAAACAGGGACUUUAAAAAGACUAAGACCCGAGAACAAGUGACUGAGGCCUUCCAAGACUUCGUCAAAGGAAACAAAAACAUUCUGCAUUCCUAUCUGAACCGACUAAAAGAGAUCAGGGACACUUUGGAAAUUUCACGGUUUUUCAAAACGCACGAGGUGAUUGGCAGUUCUCUGCUUUUCGUCCAUGACCAACGGGAGCAGGCAAAAGUGUGGAUGAUAGACUUUGGGAAGACUACUCCAUUGCCAGAGGGGGAGGAGCUGAGCCACAGUGCCACCUGGGUGGAGGGUAACAGAGAAGAUGGCUACCUCUACGGCCUAGACCACCUCAUAGACAUUAUUUCUAAUAUGCUAGCUCCUAAAUCUCCACUAGAGUAAAAGGAUUCCAUCUUCUACACUACAGUUCAAGACCCAAUCCUAACUGAUCGCCCUGUCUCGCCAAAAAAGAAAACUGUUCAAACAAAGUUAAAACAAAAAUGCCAGCCGCGAUGGCCUUUAAAACGAGUGUGCACGUUUGUAAACUUGUAGAUGCUGUAUAUAUAGUGUAAAUGCCAGUGUUUUAGUUCAGAACAUGUGUGAAUAGGAUUUUUGCAGCUGGCGCUUUAACAGACAUGUGAAUCUUAAAGCCACACUCUCUUAACGUGCGUUCUUUUCAACAUGCUAGUGUUACGGAAACUGUAACUUACAGCUAUGUUUUACUCAAUGUGUUUGGUUUAAUAUUUAGGUUUCUUUUUAUUUUAGUCUACACAAAUACCAUUUUUAUUUGAAACAAAAAU